AUGGAUACACCACUCACGCCGAGUACCUUAUCGGAGACAUCUCCACCAACGAUCGUCAAGCCACUCAGCAGAGGUCAUGUGUCGUCCUUAGCUACCAGCACAAGUACAAGCAGCCGCUCGAGCGAUACCAAAGAAGGCGAGAUCCAACUGGACCCCGAAGAGGAAACACUGCUUCUGGUCUGGUAUCUGCGUGUGAGAGACGCUGCAUCCGAGAACCCGAUUCUGAGAGACCAUCAUGCCGCGGAAUUAUUAAACAAGAUCAACUUCGAUCUGUCACGAAGCCUCUUCCAACUCGAUUCUUCAUAUAUACAGUACAUCUGCGGCAGGUCAAAACAGAUCGACAACUGGGCCCAAAAUUUUCUGGACCAGCAUCAGUACGAGGAUGUCCUCGUGCUACAACUAGCGUGUGGCCUGGACAGCAGAUAUGAACGCCUCAAGCUUGGGAGGGAGGUUAGAUGGAUCGACGUGGACCGGCCCAGAGUCACGGGACUAAGAAAACGUCUAAUGGGAGAUGCGGAAAGCGAAUAUUACAAUCUAUUGACAGCAAACAUUGCGGACGAGGGCGAAGAUUGGCUCCGCGACAUACCGAACGAUCGCCCGACGUUGAUCAUCAUGGAAGGGCUUCUCUAUUAUCUGGAACCCGACAAGGCUAUAAAAUUAAUAAAGCGGGUUCUGGGACAUUUCACACACGGAAAUAUCCUCUGCGACACCAUUGGGUCCGUCUCUGUGGUAUUCACAUCACUUUUGGAAGCUUUCCGCAACAGCGAGGCCCGCCUACGGUGGGGUGUUGACGAUGCAAACGACAUAAGCAAACUGGACAGCCGCCUGGUCCUCAGGCAUAGGGUAUUUGUUCAUGAUUAUAUGGGUACGGGCUGGUUUGGGAAACGGUAUCCUCCUAUGUUUGGGGGUUGGACACCGCUCAUAUCGUUGUUGCCGUCUUUCAAAAAGAAUGGGCAGUUUCUGCACUUUGAAUUUUAA
This is a messenger RNA of Diaporthe batatas, 978 nucleotides long. RefSeq lists its product as uncharacterized. The record is from RefSeq and is a predicted model, not a curated record. Lineage: Eukaryota; Fungi; Ascomycota; Sordariomycetes; Diaporthales; Diaporthaceae. The transcript has a single exon. Gene Ontology annotation, biological process: methylation. The coding region runs from base 1 to 978 and encodes 325 amino acids. Gene Ontology annotation, molecular function: methyltransferase activity.